CCGCCGUCCGGCCCAGCUUGGCCCCAGUGAGCCGCGCGCUGCGCUCCGCCGAGGGGCAGGGCGGACGCCUGAGCGAGCGCGGGCCCGGGCCGUCGGCACCGGCGGGGCACAGCGGGCCCGGCCGAGGAGGAGGAGGAAGAGGAAGAGGAGAAGGAGGCGCACGCGGGUCCCCGCGGGUCAGCCAUGGCGCGCCAGUCCCGGGGCCCCCGCACCGCCCCAUAGCGCCGCGGCGUCCGCACGGACCGGGCCGGGCCCUGGGCCCUCAGGAUGGAGCCGCACGUGCUCGGCGCGGUCCUGUACUGGCUGCUGCUGCCCUGCGCGCUCCUGGCGGCCUGCCUGCUCCGCUUCAGCGGACUCUCGCUGGUCUACCUGCUCUUCCUGCUGCUGCUGCCCUGGCUGCCGGGCCCCUCCCAGCGCAGCCUCCGAGGUCACACGGGCCGUCUCCUGCGGGCACUGCUGGGCCUCAGCCUGCUCUUCCUGGCGGCUCAUCUCACCCUCCAGAUCUGCCUGCACACCGUGCCCCACCUGGACCAGCUCCUGGGACCCAGCUGCAGCCGCUGGGAGACACUCUCGAGACACAUAGGGGUCACGAGGCUGGACCUGAAGGAUGUCCCCAAUGCCAUCCGGCUGGUCGCCCCUGACCUGGGCAUCUUCGUGGUCUCCUCCGUCUGCCUCGGCCUCUGUGGGCGCCUCGCAAGGAACGCCCGGCAGAGCCCACGUACUCAAGAGCUGGAUGAUGACGAGAGGGACGUGGAUACCCGCCCCCUGGCCGGGCUGCAGGAAACCCUGACGCUGGCCCCUACGCGGAGGUCACGGCUGGCCGCUCGGUUCCGGGUCACAGCCCACUGGCUGCUAGUGGCUGCUGGGCGGGCCCUGGCCGUAACACUGCUCGCACUGGCAGGUAUCGCCCACCCCUCGGCCCUGUCCAGCGUCUACCUGCUAGUCUUCCUGGCCAUCUGCACCUGGUGGGCCUGCCACUUUCCCAUCAGUGCUCUGGGCUUCAGCAGACUCUGCAUCGCCGUGGGCUGCUUUGGCGCCGGCCAUCUCAUCUGCCUCUAUUGCUACCAGACGCCCUUUGUACAGGCUCUGCUCCCACCUGCCGGCAUCUGGGCCAGGGUGCUGGGUCUCAAGGACUUUGUGGGUCCCACCAACUGCUCCAGCCCACACCAGCUGGUCCUUAACACCAGCCUGGACUGGCCCACAUAUGCCAGCCCCGGGGUCCUGCUGCUGCUGUGCUACGCCACGGCCUCUCUGCGCAAGCUCCGCACACACCACCCCUCCAGCCAGAGGGAGGAGGCGGCCAAGGGGGACGACGCUCGGGAACCGGAGCUGGAGCUGGAGCUGGAGCUGGCAGAGCUGGACCAGUGGCCCCAGGAUGGGGAGGCUGUGCAGGUGAGCAGCCGGGUGGCUGGGGGCACGGGGCCAGCCCCUGCACGGCUCACUGCUGCUCGUCCACAGCACAUGGUGCCCACCACACCUGAUACCGAGGCUGAGAACUGUAUCGUGCACGAGCUGACUGGCCAGAGCCCUGUCCGGCAGCCACCCGUGCGGCCCAAGCGGGCUGAACCUAGGGAGGCAUCCCCUCUGCACAGCCUGGGUCACCUCAUCAUGGACCAGAGCUACGUGUGUGCGCUCAUCGCUAUGAUGGUGUGGAGCAUCACCUACCACAGCUGGCUGACCUUCGUGCUGCUGCUCUGGGCCUGCCUCAUCUGGACGGUGCGCAGCCGCCAUCAGCUGGCCAUGCUGUGCUCGCCCUGCAUCCUGCUGUACGGGAUGACGCUAUGCUGCCUACGCUACGUGUGGGCCAUGGACCUGCGCCCUGAGCUGCCCACCACCCUGGGCCCCGUCAGCCUGCGCCAGCUGGGGCUGGAGCACACCCGCUAUCCCUGCCUUGACCUUGGUGCCAUGUUGCUGUACACACUGACCUUCUGGCUCCUGCUGCGCCAGUUUGUGAAAGAGAAGCUGCUGAAGUCGGCGGAGGCUCUGGCUGUGCUGACCGAGGUCACUGUGGCAGACACGGAGCCCACGCGGACGCAGAUGCUGCUGCACAGCCUGGGGGAGCUGGUGAAGGACGUCUACGCCAAGUACUGGAUCUACGUGUGCGCCGGCAUGUUCAUCGUGGUCAGCUUCGCCGGCCGCCUCGUGGUCUACAAGAUCGUCUACAUGUUCCUCUUCCUGCUCUGCCUCACCCUCUUCCAGGUCUACUACAGCCUGUGGCGGAAGCUCCUCAAGGCCUUCUGGUGGCUCGUGGUGGCCUACACUAUGCUGGUGCUCAUCGCCGUCUACACCUUCCAGUUCCAGGACUUCCCUGCCUACUGGCGCAACCUCACAGGCUUCACCGACCAGCAGCUGGGGGACCUGGGCCUGGAGCAGUUCAGCGUGUCCGAGCUCUUCUCCAGCAUCCUGGUGCCCGGCUUCUUCCUGCUGGCCUGCAUCCUGCAGCUGCAUUACUUCCACCGACCCUUCAUGCAGCUCACCGACAUGGAGCACGUGUCCCAGCCCAGCACGCGCCUCCCACACUGGACUCACAGGCAGGAUGCAGCCAGCGGGACCCCACUGCUGCGGCAGCAGCCACAGGAGGAGGAUGAGGGCCCCAGGGAUGAGGGGCUGGGCAUGGACAUGCCCCACCAGGCCAUGCAGGUGCCUGAAGGCACAGCCAAGUGGGGCCUGGUGGCCGAGCGGCUGCUGGAGCUGGCGGCCGGCUUCUCAGACGUCCUGUCACGCGUGCAAGUGUUCCUGCGGCGGCUGCUGGAGCUGCACGUCUUCAAGCUGGUGGCUCUAUACACUGUCUGGGUGGCCCUGAAGGAGGUGUCGGUGAUGAACCUGCUGCUGGUGGUGCUGUGGGCCUUUGCCCUGCCGUACCCGCGCUUCCGCCCCAUGGCCUCCUGCCUGUCCACCGUGUGGACGUGCGUCAUCAUCGUGUGUAAGAUGUUGUACCAGCUCAAGGUUGUCAACCCCCAGGAUUACUCCAGCAACUGCACCGAGCCCUCCCCCAACAGCACCAACCUGCUGACCACGGAGAUCAGCCAGUCCCUGCUGUACCGGGGGCCCGUGGACCCUGCCAACUGGUUUGGAGUGCGGAAGGGGUUCCCCAACCUGGGUUACAUCCAGAACCACCUGCAGGUCCUGCUCCUGCUGGUGUUCGAGGCGAUCGUGUACCGGCGCCAGGAGUACCACCGCCGGCAGCACCAGCUGGCCCCACUGCCCGCCCAGGCCGUGUUCGCCAGCGGCACCCGCCAGCAGCUGGACCAGGACCUGCUUGGCUGCCUCAAGUACUUCACCAACUUCUUCUUCUACAAAUUCGGGCUGGAGAUCUGCUUCCUGAUGGCCGUGAACGUGAUCGGGCAGCGCAUGAACUUCAUGGUGACCCUGCACGGCUGCUGGCUGGUGGCCAUCCUCACCCGCAGGCGGCGCCAGGCUAUCGCCCGCCUCUGGCCCAACUACUGCCUGUUCCUGGCGCUGUUCCUGCUGUACCAGUACCUGCUGUGCCUGGGCAUGCCCCCGGCCCUGUGCAUCGAUUACCCAUGGCGCUGGAGCCGGGCUGUCCCCAUGAACUCCGCCCUCAUCAAGUGGCUGUACCUGCCUGAUUUCUUCAGGGCCCCCAACUCCACCAACCUCAUCAGUGACUUCCUCCUGCUGCUCUGCGCCUCCCAGCAGUGGCAGGUGUUCUCGGCCGAGCGCACGGAGGAAUGGCAGCGCAUGGCUGGCGUCAACACUGACCAUCUGGAGCCGCUGUGGGGGGAGCCCAACCCUGUGCCCAACUUCGUCCACUGCAGGUCCUACCUCGACAUGCUGAAGGUGGCCGUCUUCCGAUACCUGUUCUGGCUGGUGCUUGUGGUGGUGUUCGUGACGGGAGCCACCCGAAUCAGCAUCUUUGGGCUGGGCUAUCUGCUGGCCUGCUUCUACCUGCUGCUCUUCGGCACCGCCCUGCUACAGAGGGACACACAGGCCCGCCUCGUGCUAUGGGACUGCCUCAUCCUCUACAAUGUCACCGUCAUCAUCUCUAAGAACAUGCUGUCGCUCCUGGCCUGCGUCUUCGUGGAGCAGAUGCAGACGGGAUUCUGCUGGGUCAUCCAGCUCUUCAGCCUCGUGUGCACCGUCAAGGGCUACUAUGACCCCAAAGAGAUGAUGGGCAGAGACCAGGAUUGCCUGCUGCCCGUGGAGGAGGCUGGCAUCAUCUGGGACAGCGUCUGCUUCUUCUUCCUGCUGCUGCAGCGCCGGGUCUUCCUCAGCCACUACUACCUGCAUGUCAGGGCUGACCUCCAGGCCACCGCCCUGCUGGCCUCCAGGGGCUUCGCCCUCUAUAACGCAGCCAACCUCAAGAGCAUCGACUUCCACCGCAGGAUAGAGGAGAGGUCCCUGGCCCAGCUGAAAAGACAAAUGGAGCGCAUCCGUGCUAAGCAGGAGAAGCACAGGCAGGGCCGGGUGGACCGCAGUGGCCCCAAGGACCCCAGCCCGGAGCCAGGGCCCGACAGUCCUGGGGGGUCCUCCCCGCCACGGAGGCAGUGGUGGCGGCCCUGGCUGGACCAUGCCACAGUCAUCCACUCUGGAGACUACUUCCUAUUUGAGUCGGACAGCGAGGAAGAGGAGGAGGCUGCACCUGAAGGUCCCAGGCCUUCCACCCAGAGCGCCUUCCAGAUGGCGUACCAGGCAUGGGUGACCAACGCCCAGACAGUGCUGAGGCGACGGCGGCAGGAGCAGACAGGACAGCUGCCCACAGGAGGUGGACCCAGCCAGGAGGCAGAGCCGGCAGAGGGCCCCGAGGAGGUGGCCGCAGGCCGGAGCCACCUGGUGCAGCGGGUGCUGAGCACGGUGCAGUUUCUGUGGGUGCUGGGGCAGGCACUGGUGGACGGGUUGACGCGCUGGCUGCAGGAGCUCACCCGGCACCACAGCACCAUGAGUGACGUGCUGCGCGCAGAGCGCUACCUCCUCACGCAGGAGCUCCUCCGGGGUGGAGAAGUGGACCGGGGCGUGUUGUUCCAGCUGUACACAAGCCAGGCCGAGGCCACGCUGCCAGGCCCCACUGAGGCCCCCAACGCACCAAGUACAGUGUCCAGUGGGCUGGGGGCAGAGGAGCCUCUUAGUAGCGUGACGGACGACACGGGCAGCCCCCUGAGCACCGGCUACCACACGCGCAGUGGCAGCGAGGAGGUGGUCACCGAUCCCGGGGAGCGUGAGGCUGGUGCCUCCCUGCCCCAGGUGCGGAUGCGGACGGCCAGCGAGCUGCUCCUGGACAGGCGCCUGCGCAUCCCUGAGCUGGAGGAGGCGGAGCUGUUCGCGGAGGGGCAGGGCCGGGCCCUGAGGCUGCUGCGGGCGGUGUACCAGUGUGUGGCCGCCCACUCGGAGCUGCUGUGCUACUUUAUCAUCAUCCUCAACCACAUGGUCACCGCCUCUGCCGGCUCGCUGGUGCUGCCUGUGCUCGUCUUCCUCUGGGCCAUGCUGUCCAUCCCGCGGCCCAGCAAGCGCUUCUGGAUGACCGCCAUCGUCUUCACCGAGGUCGCUGUGGUCGUCAAGUACCUGUUCCAGUUUGGCUUCUUCCCCUGGAACAGCCACGCGGUGCUGCGGCGCUACGAGAACAAGCCCUACUUCCCGCCGCGCAUCCUGGGCCUGGAGAAGACGGACAGCUACAUCAAGUACGACCUGGUGCAGCUCAUGGCCCUCUUCUUCCACCGCUCCCAGCUGUUGUGCUACGGCCUCUGGGACCACGAGGAGGACUCACCAUCCCAGGAGCGAGACAGGAGCAGCGGGAAGGAGCAGGGGGCUGAGGAAGGGCCAGACGUCCUGCUGGGACCCCAGGCCGAGGCAGGCACAGGGCUCCAGGAGGAACCGGCGGUGCCCAGGGCCACUACCGAGGACCAUGUUCAGGUGGAAGAGAGGGUCGGAGCUACAGAUGGGACCCCAGAACCCCAAGUGGAGAUCAGGCCCCAAGACACAAGGCGCAUCAGUCUACGUUUUAGGAGGAGGCAGAAGGAGAGCCCAGCACGGAAAGGACCGGCAGCCAUCGAAGCUGAGGACAGGGAGAAGGAAGAGAAAGAGGCCCCCACUGGGAGAAAGCAGCCAAGCAGCUCCAGACAAAGAGUGCGGGCGGCCGGGCGGCGGCUGCAGGGCUUCUGCCUGUCCCUGGCCCAGGGCAUGUACCGGCCACUGCGGCGCUUCUUCCACGACAUUCUGCACACCAAGUACCGUGCAGCCACCGACGUCUACGCCCUCAUGUUCCUGGCUGAUGUCGUCGACUUCAUCAUCAUCAUUUUUGGCUUCUGGGCCUUUGGGAAGCACUCAGCGGCCACGGACAUCACGUCCUCCCUGUCGGAUGACCAGGUCCCUGAGGCCUUUCUGGUCAUGCUGCUGAUCCAGUUCAGUACCAUGGUGGUCGACCGCGCCCUCUACCUGCGCAAGACUGUGCUGGGCAAGCUGGCAUUCCAGGUGGUGCUGGUGCUGGCCAUCCACCUGUGGAUGUUCUUCAUCCUGCCCGCCGUCACCGAGAGGAUGUUCAGCCAGAACGCGGUGGCGCAGCUGUGGUACUUCGUGAAAUGCAUCUACUUUGCCCUGUCCGCCUACCAGAUCCGCUGUGGCUACCCCACCCGCAUCCUUGGCAACUUCCUCACCAAGAAAUACAAUCACCUCAACCUCUUCCUUUUCCAGGGGUUCCGGCUGGUGCCAUUCCUGGUGGAGCUCCGGGCAGUGAUGGACUGGGUGUGGACAGACACCACACUGUCCCUGUCCAACUGGAUGUGCGUGGAGGACAUCUACGCCAACAUCUUCAUCAUCAAGUGCAGCCGGGAGACAGAAAAGAAAUACCCGCAGCCCAAAGGGCAGAAGAAGAAGAAGAUCGUCAAGUACGGCAUGGGCGGCCUCAUCAUCCUCUUCCUCAUCGCCAUCAUCUGGUUCCCCCUGCUCUUCAUGUCGCUGGUACGCUCGGUGGUGGGCGUGGUGAACCAGCCCAUCGAUGUCACCGUCACCCUCAAGCUGGGCGGCUAUGAGCCACUGUUCACCAUGAGUGCCCAGCAGCCGUCCAUCAUCCCCUUCACACCCCAGGCCUAUGAGGAACUGUCCCGGCAGUUUGACCCCUACCCGCUGGCCAUGCAGUUCAUCAGCCAGUACAGCCCCGAGGACAUAGUCACGGCGCAGAUCGAGGGCAGUUCCGGGGCCCUGUGGCGGAUCAGCCCACCAAGCCGCACCCAGAUGAAGCGGGAACUGUACGAUGGCACGGCCGACAUCACCCUGCGCUUCACCUGGAACUUCCAGAGGUGUGGCCCGGGCUGGGGGCAUGGCCUGGGGGGCUGGACCCACGGCCCUGGGUCAUGCUGUGUUUCUGCCCACAGGGAUCUGGCUAAGGGAGGCACCGUGGAAUACGCCAAUGAGAAGCACAUGCUGGCCCUGGCCCCCAACAGCACUGAGCGGCACCAGCUGGCCAGCCUGCUGGAGGGCACCUCGGACAAGUCUGUGGUCAUCCCCAACCUCUUCCCCAAGUACAUCCGUGCCCCCAACGGGCCCGAAGCCAACCCCGUGAAGCAGCUGCAGCCCAAUGAGGAGGCCGAUUACCUCGGCGUGCGUCUCCAGCUGCGGAGGGAGCGGGGCCCAGGGGCCACUGGCUUCCUCGAGUGGUGGGUCAUUGAGCUGGAGGACUGCCAGGCCGGCUGCAACCUGCUGCCCAUGGUCAUCUUCAGUGACAAGGUCAGCCCACCGAGCCUCGGCUUCCUGGCUGGCUAUGGGAUAAUGGGGCUGUACGUGUCCAUCGUGCUGGUCAUCGGCAAGUUCGUGCGUGGCUUCUUCAGUGAGAUCUCGCACUCCAUCAUGUUUGAGGAGCUGCCCUGCGUGGACCGCAUCCUCAAGCUCUGCCAGGACAUCUUCCUGGUGCGUGAGACCCGGGAGCUGGAGCUGGAGGAGGAGCUGUACGCCAAGCUCAUCUUCCUCUACCGCUCGCCAGAGACCAUGAUCAAGUGGACUCGUGAGAAGGAGUAGGAGCUGCUGCUGGCCCGCACGGCCCCACAGCGGGUGGCACUCCUAGGGCCGGGGGAGCUGCUGCCCCGUCCAUGGCUGCCAGCUGUGACACAUCCUCCCGGCCUGCCUGAGCCCUGAUGCUGCUGUCAGAGGACACUGCGUCCCCAUGGCCUGCGUGGCACUGCUGUCCCCCACGCAUACUGUAGAGUUUUUUAAUUAAAAAGGUUUUAUUUAUACAAAGGGA
Molecule: messenger RNA, 8185 nt
Organism: Callithrix jacchus (white-tufted-ear marmoset)
Lineage: Eukaryota; Metazoa; Chordata; Mammalia; Primates; Cebidae
Gene: PIEZO1
Product: piezo type mechanosensitive ion channel component 1 (Er blood group)
Cellular component (GO): membrane
Molecular function (GO): mechanosensitive monoatomic ion channel activity
Source: RefSeq, a predicted model, not a curated record